This is a messenger RNA of Nymphalis io (European peacock), 1406 nucleotides long. Its product is annotated as cartilage-associated protein-like. The record is from RefSeq and is a predicted model, not a curated record. Gene Ontology annotation, biological process: collagen fibril organization. Gene Ontology annotation, molecular function: collagen binding; protein binding. The transcript has a single exon. Bases 165 to 1253 code for a protein of 362 amino acids. NCBI's taxonomy places the organism in Eukaryota, Metazoa, Arthropoda, Insecta, Lepidoptera, Nymphalidae. Gene Ontology annotation, cellular component: endoplasmic reticulum.
UAAACUGUUUCAAUAUGGGUCAAAAGUUCGUUGUUACUCAAUGAGAUCAUACUUGUUGAAUAUUGAUACUAAUAAUAGUUUUAACAGAGUACACUUAUCAAUUUGUUAACGUUAUUUUUUGUUACCGUUUUCAUUUCUGUUUACUCGCUUUAAAUAAGAAGACAAUGUUUUUAAAACUAGCUAAGCUUAUAUUUUUUAUAAGUAGUAUUGUGAAUUGUGUGUGUCUUAAAUUUUCAUCACUAGAUACAGUUUAUAAAAAAGCGGUAGAUGCGUAUUCAAAAGAAAGAUGGUCUGAGUGCAUAUUACAAUUUGAAGGAUCAUUACACUUAUACAAAAUUUAUAAAACGAUAAAUAUUAACUGUAGGUUGAAAUGCAAAUCUCAAAACCAUGACACUCAAUUUAGUGGAAACAUAGACGAUCUUAAGAUAUUUGAAUAUUUCCUUACUCUCAAAGAUUGUCUAUCUCAGUGCCAAAAAGAAGAAUUUGAAAAUGUUCAUAUGUUCAGUAACGUUUCUGAUGCAAUACUAGCCAACAUGCAAUCAAAAAAACCAUAUAAAUAUUUACAUUUAUGUUACUUUGAAAUGAAUGCCUUACCUAAAGCAGCUUCAGCUGCAUACACUUAUCUUGUUGCAAAUUCUGAUGACAUAGCAAUGAAAAGAAAUGUGGAGUACUAUAUACAGCAACCUGAAGUUGAUGUUAAAGAAGUAAUUGACCUAGAAAGUGAAGACUAUCAAAUCUUGUAUAAAUUAGGCAUACAAGCUUAUAAAGUUAAUAACUGGGGUAAUACAAUAGCCAACAUGGAGGAAACUUUAACAGAUUUUCUAGCAUGGGAGAAUUCAUGUCGUGCAGAAUGUGAACAUCAAUCAGAGCAAGAAUUAUCUCCUGAAUUUAUUAUUACUGUUGCAAACAAUAUAUUACCUCUUCUUAUAUGCAGACAAAAGUGUCAGGAGACUUUAAAACCUUUAUAUGAUUCUGGCGCUGAGUUAUUAGCUGAUGUUUUGAAUUAUUUGCAAAUAUCUUAUUAUCACUCAGACAGAUUCGAUGAUGCUGCCAAAGCGGUGUCUAGUUAUUUAUCAAUAUUUCCUACUGAUGAAGAUAUGUUGGAAAAUAAACGGAUGUACCAAACACUUGUUCAGGCAAAAAGUUUUGUAGAAAGAACAGACAUUGUUCAUUACUUGAAGCGGGAUAAAUAUGAGAAACAUCUGCUAAAAUUUUUUCUCAAACAGGAUAAUAGUGAUCUUAAUGCCAAUUGAAUAUAGACAAUAGUUUAUUAUAGUUUUUUACUAUUCUACUAGACUAAUUAUGUAUAGAUGAUUUAUGGUUAAAAUUUACUGAAACAAUAUAAUUUUCAGUGUUUGUAUUAAAAUGUUGGACUUUAUUAAAAAAUACAUACAAAUACUAUAAUU